Molecule: messenger RNA, 940 nt
Organism: Portunus trituberculatus (swimming crab)
Lineage: Eukaryota; Metazoa; Arthropoda; Malacostraca; Decapoda; Portunidae
Gene: Atg12
Product: ubiquitin-like protein ATG12
Exons: 3
Coding region: 70-405 (111 amino acids)
Biological process (GO): nucleophagy; autophagosome assembly; autophagy of mitochondrion
Cellular component (GO): cytoplasm; Atg12-Atg5-Atg16 complex; phagophore assembly site membrane
Source: RefSeq, a predicted model, not a curated record
CUUGCGGUCCCAAGCCACUUUCAAGCGUCAAGAUCAAGAUCAAAUAUCAAGAUCAAAAUUAAGAUCAAGAUGGAAGACGAGGGACAACAAGAGACUCUUCCUGUUGGUGUAGAUGAACUACCGCCGCCUCAAGAGAGCAAGCAACAACAUAGUGGCAAGAUUCAGCCUACCAAGAAAAUUGAUGUGCUGCUGAAAGCAACUGGAGAUGCACCAAUUAUGAAAAAGAAAAGGUGGGCAGUGGAGGGAGAGAAGCAAGUGGGCUGGGUAGCUGAGUUCAUCCGAAAGUAUCUGAAGCUGGACCAGAAUGACUCUUUGGUUUGUGAAUAUGGCUCCUUCCAAAAAGAAGGGUAUUACAGAAAUAGCUUAUCAAGAAACGUAGAAAUGUUUCGCUUCAAGAGAAGGUAGACAUCAUAGCCAAAGUUGAGGCAGGUGAGAAGCUCUGUAAAGUAGGCAGAUUUUACUUUGUUAAUGAGUCCAUAGUGCGUAACAUGGUGAAGUGUAAAGAUACCAUAAAUGAUUGAUAUGGGGGCCCUUAUGGGUCUAAUAGCACUAGUUCAGGGGGGUGCUGUAACCCUUCCAUUAAGGGGAGCGUCCGGUUUAGAUUGGUGUUGUCAUAUCUCCGGUAAAUAUGCAUGAAACACUGAUUUUUAUGUUGUGAAGUAUUGGGAACAUGUACAUCAAUAUUAGACAUUCAUCCCCAUUCUAGUCCCCAACCCCGCCAUGCAAUUGUAAUUGCAACUAAAACUUACAAGUGUUAUUAACAGAAUAUUUGGAAAAACUUACAACACACUACAAAGUAUUGGAUUCUCAUUCAAGUACAGUAAGUCCUCAUUGUACGGUACAUAUGUGUUCCUGAAAACCUUACCGCAAAUCAAAAUUACCGUAUACCAAACCUGUUAUAACAUGUAAUAAUAGGGGAUGUGUUCCAGCACGUUGAAAG